Dendronephthya gigantea is the source of this 431-nucleotide messenger RNA. RefSeq lists its product as uncharacterized. The transcript is spliced from 3 exons. Bases 1 to 417 code for a protein of 138 amino acids. The record is from RefSeq and is a predicted model, not a curated record. Lineage: Eukaryota; Metazoa; Cnidaria; Anthozoa; Malacalcyonacea; Nephtheidae.
AUGGGGGAUAUCCAUCAAUUAAUAGAAAUAAAAAAAUGGAUCGAGGAACACCGUGGAAUCUGCGAACUUGGUUUCGCAUGUGUUAAAGGAGUUAAACCAUCAGGUCCUAGCCUUGGUAUGGUACGGGCUGUAGAGGGGUUUCUCCUCUACCAUGCGGCGCCUGGGCAACGGCUGCUGCAAGAUCAUUUUAAUUUCACUGCCUGCACUGAGAAUUUUAUUAUUGUAAGUCAAGAGCACAAGGAGUUGGAGGUGUGGCAUUCUGUAGUUGAAAUGUUCAGUAGACCAGGCGAUUGGAUUCUUGACGUGAAUACGCCACAAGUUGCUGGAGCUGCUGCAGCCAUGAAGGAAGGCAGGAAUGUUUUAUGCUUAACACCAAAUGAAGAAGAAGCAAGAAACGUAUUGCGCAAAAUUUUGUGAUUUGAAAAACUAAU